This is a messenger RNA of Gossypium raimondii (Peruvian cotton), 3071 nucleotides long. RefSeq names its product NAC domain-containing protein 14. The coding region runs from base 244 to 2823 and encodes 859 amino acids. Gene Ontology annotation, biological process: regulation of DNA-templated transcription. Gene Ontology annotation, molecular function: DNA binding. Lineage: Eukaryota; Viridiplantae; Streptophyta; Magnoliopsida; Malvales; Malvaceae. The transcript is spliced from 9 exons. The record is from RefSeq and is a predicted model, not a curated record.
UUUAGCUGAGCAAGAAAUAUCAGUAGACGAAUAGCCAAUCAAAAUAACGACAACAACAACAAAAAAGAACCCCACAAAAACAAAUUAGCCUUCGUUAAGUAAUCGAAGAAGACGACGAAGAUAGACGAUUGUACUUACAGUGGAAAAGGAUUCGACGUUCUUUUUAUGUUUUCUGGAAUUAUUUAAAGAAAAAGGUGUAGUUGUAAAAGAGUUUUCGAGGUUAGGGUUUCUCGGAAGGGAGUUAUGGAAGUGUUGACGAUGGGAACUUUACCUUUAGGAUUUAGAUUCAGGCCGACUGAUGAAGAGCUUAUCAAUCACUACCUUAGGUUGAAGAUCAACGGUCGUCAUUCCGAAGUCGAGGUCAUUCCUGAAAUUGAUGUCUGCAAAUGGGAGCCCUGGGAUUUGCCUGGAUUAUCGGUAAUAAAAUCGGACGAUCUGGAGUGGUUCUUUUUCUGCCCUCGUGAUAGGAAGUACCCCAAUGGCCACCGUUCCAACAGAGCAACGGAUAAAGGUUAUUGGAAAGCCACGGGGAAGGAUCGAACCAUCAAGUCCAAAAAGUCACUUAUCGGCAUGAAGAAGACCCUGGUAUUCUACAAGGGCCGGGCUCCCAAGGGUGAGCGUACUAACUGGAUCAUGCACGAAUACCGCCCCACUACCAAGGAACUUGAUGGCACUGCUCCUGGCCAGAGUGCUUUUGUUUUGUGUCGAUUGUUUCAUAAAGUAGAAGGGAGGAAUGAUAUUGUGAAAUAUGAUGAAGUGGAACAAACAGGAUAUUCCCCUGCCAUGAUAAAAUCAUCUCCCGAUGAUACUUCAUCAGAUCUUCUCCAAGAUACUGUUUCAUCCGAUACGCAAGCUCAAAAGCCUGAUAACUUAAUGCAAAAUGAUCAAAUAACAGGUGAUACCAGCAGCUGCAAUAGUCAUAUGACAUCUAAUGCUGAUUAUCAUGCAACAGAAGAAACUAUGAUGGAGAAAUAUCCGCUCCCGGGAAGCAAUUCAAAUUUGUAUGAGCCCAAUUAUGGUGAAAUUGACUCCAAAGUCUUUUCACCACUAAUGAACUCGCAACUUUUUGAAGAUCUGCCCUUCUUCGUGGAUUCUCCUUAUGCAAAUGAUUUUGGUCAUGAUCAAAAUGGAUUUCAUUUCCAGGAUGGGACUAGUGAACAAGAUGUAUCAUUUGCUUUCUUGGAUGACAUCUUGAGUAACCAUUAUGACUCUUGUGAAGAGUCAAACACCCAAAAGAACUUGGUUGAUGGAACAGAGAUGCCCUUGUUUGGUGAUUCAUUCAUCUCAAAGACACCACCACCAGAAAUCUCAUAUCUCAAAGAAAAUGGCAGACCUGCUGACACGGACACUGAAAUGCCACAAUUACAGUUUGGUACUGAGGUUGGAGCUCGUAGGUGGCUUGGUGGGCCUAUUGAUAACAAUCAAUCACUGCAAAUGCAAACUUCUUUCCAACCUACCCAUACUCAACCAGCACUUUAUAACCAAGAGUACAGAACCAGGAAUAUUGGUGGUCUUGGAAAUUAUUCUGUUGGCCAAGUAACUUUUACUGAUUCUGCAAUGGGUAAUAUCAAUAAUUUGCAACAGUUAACCAGUCUGAAAAAUUAUGUGAAUAGUGGUGGUGAUCUUGGUGGUGGUAUUGGAAUGAAGACUGGAACAUGCCAGCCACUAAAACAGUCAAAUUCAGAAAAUUUUGGAACUCUUGGAACUGGAAUCAAGAUUAGGACCCGUGGAUCUCAGCAACAACCGAAUUCAGACAUUGUAAAUCAAGGCACUGCUCCCAGAAGAAUACGCUUGAUGAAACUUUCUAGUGGGCCAAUGAAAGGUUCUGUAGGCUGUGUCGAUGAUGAAAAAAUGAUGAGCACUUGCCUUGUUGAAGAAGAAGAAGUUCAGUCUGCUCUAACUGAGGUCACAGAAGCUGAAGCUGCAGAACAGACUUCUAGCUCUGAUGAGUCAGAGAAGAAUAUUGUAAAUCAAGGCACUGCACCAAGAAGAAUACGCUUGCAAACGAAACUUUCUACUGGGGCAAUGAAAGGUUCUGCAGGCUGUGACAAUGGUGGGAACAUGACUAGUCCUGGCCUCGUUGAAGAAGAAGUUCAAUCUGCUCUUACUGAGGUCACAGAAGCUGAAGCUGCUGGACUGACUUCUAGCUCAGAUGAGUUAGAGAAGAAUAUUGUAAAUCAAGGCACUGCUCCAAGAAGAAUACGCUUGCAAACUAAUCUUUCUACUGGACCAAUGAAAGGUUCUGCAGGCUGCGUCGAUGGUGGGAGCAUGACAAGUCCUGGUCUCGUUGAAGAAGAAGUUCAAUCUGCUCUUACUGAGGUCACAGAAGCUGAAGCUGCAGGACAGACUUCUAGCUCUGAUGAGUCAGAGAAGAAUAUUGUAAACCAAGCCAUUGCUCCAAGAAGAAUACGUUUGCAACUUUCUACUGGGCCAAUGAAUGGUUCCGCAGGCUGUGUCGAUGGUGGGAACAUGACAAGUCCUGGCCUCGGUAAAGAAGAAGUUCAAUCUGCUCUAACUGAGGCCACAGAAGAUGAAGCUACAGGACAGAUUUCUAGCUCUUGCGAGACUUCUAGCUCUGAUGAGUCAGAAGUAGAGAACCGGUUCCUCAAAUUUGAAGGCAGCAGGGAUGCUGAUGAAUCUUAUUCAAAACCAAGGCUGCGGGUAAAACAGGUAGAUGAGCAACAUAGCUGCAGCCAAAAGGGUCCAUCAUUGCACUUAAAGGCAGCUCCUGCACUUCAUCGCCCAAACUCCCUAUUAGUUCCUGGUAUCGCCAUUUUCACUAUUACUCUCUUGUUCGCUCUCUUCAUGGGGAUAUGGUUAUGACUUGGAUUUUGACUUCUUGAUGAUGUUCAAACAGGCCAUAUGUAGGUAGGUAGACUGUUGCCCCCUUUUUUGUAUCUUGUAGGAAAUAUGAUCAAGUUAUGUACAUUGUGCCCCAUGUGUAUGCACAUGCUUUGAAGAAUACGUGAGAAUACUUUGUAUAAUAUGUUGCACAAUGGCCUUUGGUUUUACUGCUGGCCUAGAGAGUUGUCUUAAUGUGUAAUAUGUAGGGAAAAGAGUGUUCUUUUUUA